AUGAUGAGAUUCGGCUGCUCUCGGCUUGUGAUCGAAAGGCUCGAUCCUCUGGUGAACCCAGGCAUGAUCGGGUCUCCCCAUACCCACCAGAUCGUUGGUGGGGACGCCUUCAACGCGACCAUGCAGCCUGUCGACCCGGACCCCUCUACGGUCGCCAGCUGCACGAGCUGUACUUUCAGCGAGGACUUUUCCAACUAUUGGACCGCCAACUUAUACUUCCGAGCUCGCAAUGGCACCUUCAAACGAGUCCCUCAGAUGGUCAACCUCGGACUGGAGGGCAACGAGGGAAUCACUGUAUACUAUAUCCCACCGUACGAUGGCGUGACGAAUGUCACUGCCUUCAAGCCCGGUUUUCGUAUGCUCGUCGGAGACCCAACCUUGAGAUCAGGGGAGGAUGAACAGCGUCAACUCUGUCACCGCUGCUUCAGCAACAAGCAGCAGGACCCCUUCGGUGGAGCGCCCUGUACGGGCAACGACACCCAAGCUCUACCCGCCAGUAUGUGCGGCGGGGGGAUCAGGACGACUAUAACAUUUCCAACCUGCUGGGACGGCGUGAACGUAGACAGUCCCGAUCACAAGAGCCACGUCGCCUACCCAGCCACUGGCACCUUCGAAACCACAGGGGAAUGUCCUGCAUCGCAUCCUGUACGCCUCCCACAGCUUAUGUACGAGGUUAUGUGGGAUACCACUGGCUUCAAUGACCCAGACCUAUGGCCGGAGGAUGGGUCGCAGCCCUUUGUCUACUCGAUGGGCGACGUGACGGGUUAUUCGCAACAUGGAGACUACAUGUUUGGCUGGCAGGGUGAUGCCCUCCAGCGAGCCUUGGACGCGAGGUGCACUGGCGACACGUGCAGUCAACUCACACGGCAGACUGCUGAUAUGGCACAACAAUGUACCAAAGCCCAGAUGGUCAGUGAGGAUAUAGAAGGCUGGAUGGAUACCCUGCCUGGUGAUGUGGUCAUCAACAACCCGUAA
Molecule: messenger RNA, 975 nt
Organism: Cryphonectria parasitica EP155
Lineage: Eukaryota; Fungi; Ascomycota; Sordariomycetes; Diaporthales; Cryphonectriaceae
Exons: 5
Coding region: 1-975 (324 amino acids)
Source: RefSeq, a predicted model, not a curated record